UCAUUCAGCCGCUCCAUGACGACCCGGGAAUUGAAACUUUAUGGCAACGCGUCUCCGUGUGCUUUUAAAUGCUUUUGCAACAAAACAAAACACAUUUGCCUGACAAGAGACUUUACAUUUUCCAUGUGUUCCUCCUUUUAUUUCAGCCAUGGAGUUUGACACGGUGGUUUCGGCUGUGCGCACGCGCAUCACUCGGUCCCCGCCUCCUACCUGAGAGCAACGCACCUGGAUCCAACGAGACGGAAGUUUCGCGAAGUACAAAUCUUAUUCGGAUUUAUUUCGUCUCCGCGGUAAACAGCAGCUUUUCUCCUCGGCGUCGGUGUGGGCACGGACGUGUUGCCCCGUCGGAAGGCGACAUGAAUUCGGUCCGUGCGUUUUUGUUGGAGUUGAUUGUGGAGCCUUUUUUUUUUAUUAUUUAUUGCACGUCUGGUUCACUGACUCAUGUUGAGACUGCAGUUUAAAACCAGUCGGCCUAUCCACCCAAGAAGAAUGACAUAUCUGCGCAGAGUACUCCGACGACGACUGCACCCUCUUAAACUGGCCGCAGUGGCUCUGGUCUUUGUCACGUUUGUGUUCUUCAUACAAUGGGAAGUGGAAAGCCAAAGUCAACAGAAGGACCCGUGGCUAAAGGACAUAAAAGAGAAACGGGAUACCAUGCUGGGCAUGGUGAUGGGAGCAGUUAAUAACUUCAGGGAUGCCAUGCCAAAGAUGCAGAUUAGAGCCCCUGUGCAUCAGAGGCACAGUGCAAACAGUGUGACCUGUUUGUCGGGUCGCUACACAGCUGUGGAGCUCAAACCGGCCCUGGAGAGGCCUCCCCAGAACCCGCUGGCUCCCGGUGCCGCUGGCAAGCCCUUCCGCACGGACAGCCUGAGCCCCGCAGAACAGAAGGAAAAGGAGACUGGCGAGCAGAAGCACUGCUUCAAUCUGUAUGCCAGUGAUCGCAUCUCCCUGAGCCGAGACCUGGGCGCAGACACAAGACCGCCGGAAUGUAUUGAGCAAACCUUCAAGCGAUGCCCUCCCUUGCCAACCACCAGCGUGAUAAUCGUGUUUCACAAUGAGGCCUGGAGCACCCUGCUAAGGACCGUGUACAGUGUCCUGCAUACAUCCCCUGCUAUUCUUCUCAAGGAGAUUAUCCUGGUGGACGACGCCAGUGUUGAUGAUGUGCUAAAGGAUGAGUUGGACGAGUAUCUGAAAGCCUUGAGUAUCGUUCGGGUCGUUCGGCAGGUAGAGAGAAAAGGCCUCAUCUCCGCUCGGUUACUGGGCGCAUCUGUGGCUACCGGUGACGCGCUCACCUUUCUGGACGCCCAUUGUGAGUGCUUUAAUGGAUGGCUGGAACCACUGCUUGCCAGGAUAGCAGAGAACUCGACUGCAGUGGUCAGUCCUGAUAUAUCGACCAUUGAUCUUAACACCUUUGAGUUCAUGAAGCCGUCCCCGUACGGCCAGAACCACAACCGGGGAAACUUUGACUGGGGCCUAUCCUUCGGAUGGGAGAGCCUUCCGGACCAUGAGAAAAAGAGGAGGAAGAAUGAAACAUGCCCAAUCAAGACUCCCACGUUUGCCGGCGGGUUGUUCUCCAUCUCCAGGGAAUAUUUCUACCAGGUCGGAAGCUAUGAUGAGGAAAUGGAAAUCUGGGGUGGCGAGAAUAUUGAAAUGUCUUUCAGGGUCUGGCAGUGUGGUGGACAGCUGGAGAUCAUCCCAUGCUCUGUUGUCGGCCACGUUUUCCGCACCAAGAGCCCCCACACCUUUCCCAAGGGCACGCAGGUGAUCGCCCGCAACCAGGUCCGACUGGCUGAGGUCUGGAUGGACGAGUACAAGGAAAUCUUCUACCGUCGUAACCAGCAAGCCAGACAGAUGGCCAAAGAUAAAACCUUCGGCGACAUCUCAAAGCGCAUAGACCUUCGUGAGCGGCUGCAGUGCAAGAACUUCUCCUGGUAUUUGAAGAACGUCUAUCCAGAGGUCUUCAUGCCUGAUCUGAACCCUCUGCGCUUUGGCGCGGUGAAAAAUGUGGGCAAGGACUCGUGUCUGGAUGCGGGCGAGAACAAUGACGGGGGCAAACAUCUGAUCAUGUACCCAUGUCACGGAUUGGGAGGGAACCAGUAUUUUGAGUUCUCCACACAUCACGAGAUUCGACACAACAUUCAGAAGGAGCUGUGUUUGCACGGAGCGGAGGGGGCUGUCAAGCUGGAGGCCUGCCAGUAUAAAGGCGGGAAUACAGUUGUGGAUCCGGAGCAAAAGUGGGAGCUGAAGGAUAACCAGUUAUUCUACAUACCGAGAAGGAAAGUGUGUCUGAGUGCCCGUUUUGAGCAUCCUGCUCUGGCUCCCUGCGACCCCUCGGACAGAUACCAGCUUUGGUCAUUCAUCUGAAUGUAGAAUCAUUUCUUCAAUAUCCCUUUUUUAUUAUAGAUUCCCGACUGCAAUGUUUUAAUUUAUUUUUAACACAUAAAAACGAACAGUCGCUGCUUCAAAGUCUGAAUAUCGGGAGAAAGCAAGGUGGGGGUGGGGUGGGGGUUGUCGUCCCCCCACCCCAAAAUGUGAAUUCAAAGAUUCUUUGGAAGAAUGAAGAUGCACUGUGCUGACUGGUGCCUCUUUUUGUGUUUGAGAUCAAAUAUAUGGACAAAAGUAUUUGGACAAAAUGACUUGAUCCACACGCUUCUACUUUUCUGUAGCACGCAAUAUCGGUUCUCGUUCAUCCUAAAGGUGUUUAGUGGGUUUGACGUCAGGACUCUCAAGUGCUUUCCCACUAAAUUAGAAGCAUACUAUUGUCCAAAAUGUGUGGGUAAGAUGACUACCCAAUUAAGAUUUAGAAAUCCCUUCAUUGAUAAAUACUUAGGAGCUGUGUAUUUUCACGUCUCCUUGUCAACAUAUUGUAAUGUGCUGUACUUGCACAUAUGAAGGCAACAUCGAAUAUCUAUUAAAUUAAAAGAAAAUACGAUUUGUGCACUAAUGAGACUAAAUUGCUAAAGCUGAAACACAAAUAUGAGCAUAGUCCUUGAAGAAUAUAUUUUAUGACAGCUUUCAACCAGUGCCUUAGAUGUUAUUUUAUUCUAUAUGAGGUGGAAAAAGGUGAGCUGCUGGUUGAAUGGGUGAAAGUGUGCAGGGAAUACUGUUGUGGGUCAUCAAUGUCAUUGUUUUCUUGCUAUUUGAGCUGGAUUUGAAGUUGGCUGGCUCUGGAUCCACGUGAUGCAAGGCCCCAUGUUUAGCUGCAACUGUAUGAUUUCAUUUAGUCACAAAUUUGGAUUACCACCACACGCAGCUGCUUUGUGCUAGAAGUCCUAAGUACUGCAAUCUUUAGCAGCCUUACUGUAUGAUUUCUUGUCAAAUGGGAACUUGGAAAAUAAAUAUGAGCAGUCAUUUGUCCAGAA
Molecule: messenger RNA, 3362 nt
Organism: Phyllopteryx taeniolatus (common seadragon)
Lineage: Eukaryota; Metazoa; Chordata; Actinopteri; Syngnathiformes; Syngnathidae
Gene: galnt3
Product: UDP-N-acetyl-alpha-D-galactosamine:polypeptide N-acetylgalactosaminyltransferase 3 (GalNAc-T3)
Exons: 11
Coding region: 442-2364 (640 amino acids)
Cellular component (GO): Golgi apparatus
Source: RefSeq, a predicted model, not a curated record